AUGACACUUAACGUACCACCCCAGUACAAUGCCCAAUAUAAUGUAAACGACGAAUACUCUGGAAACAACUAUAGACAUCAAGAGGAUCGUGAUGGUUACAACACACAGGGUCAAUCGGCUGGUCACCUUUGGGAGGCUAGGGUUAAGCAGUCAUGCCGCCGGUAUCACUCACACAGGUCCCGUGAUCGCAGUACAGGAGCCAAAACCAGGUUACUGACCCGCCUCCUGCUGUCUGAAGCCACUUUUGACCGACGGGACGGCUCUUCCGCCAGGGGUGUGGCGACCUCCAGACAUACUUUUCCUGUCAACAAAGCGCCUGCAUUUCUCAAGAAAUUCCGUAGUAUAGGUGAUCUGGCAAUUUAUUACAUCAUAGAUCUUGAGUUCCAGGUAAUUUUAUUCGUGGCGCUCACAGUUGCCGUCGCCGCCAGAUCCGAGACUCCCACCUAUUCUCCUCCAGCUCACCCAGCCCCCUCGUACUCGCCUCCCAGCCCAUCCUACAGCGCGCCUGUUCGCCCUUCUCCUUCCUACAGUGCUCCCGUCUAUGAAGAUGUUCCGCCCCAGUACAAUGCCCAGUAUAACGUAAACGAUGAAUACUCUGGUAAUAACUAUGGGCACCAGGAGGACCGCGAUGGUUACAACACACAAGGAACAUACUAUGUGCAGCUCCCCGACGGCCGUCUGCAGAAGGUCACCUAUUACGUCGAUAGCGAGUCUGGAUACGUGGCAGAGGUCACCUACGAAGGAGAAGCACAGCAUCCAGCUUACGAACCAUCUACAUCAUACCAACCCGCCCCAUCAUACCAACCUCCUUCAUCUCCAUCAUACGCCUAA
Molecule: messenger RNA, 831 nt
Organism: Penaeus monodon (black tiger shrimp)
Lineage: Eukaryota; Metazoa; Arthropoda; Malacostraca; Decapoda; Penaeidae
Exons: 6
Coding region: 1-831 (276 amino acids)
Cellular component (GO): extracellular matrix
Source: RefSeq, a predicted model, not a curated record